AUCCCCCUGCCCCAGAUCGCAGCCUCGGCGUUCCCCAGCCCCAGCUGGAGGACAGCCGCCCGCCAGGACCCAAGAAUGUGCGGAACUUCUUGUGAGGCCCCAGCUUUCCGGCGGACUCUUGGUGGAAUUGUACAACAGCUGUGGGCGGAUCCCUUGACAGGCAGCUGGUUCAGCCAAUAAUAGACGAAGACCGGGGAGGCCGAGGCUCGCUGCGCCAAUGAGCGGCUGAGGGGGCGGAGCCACACCCGGAAGCGGUGAGGGGCGCGGGGGCAUCACCGGCAGCACCGGGGAUCGGGAGAAGCCGCAGCGAUGUCGGAACGGAAAGUGCUGAACAAAUAUUACCCCCCGGACUUCGAUCCGGCCAAGAUCCCGAAGCUGAAGCUGCCAAAGGACCGGCAGUAUGUGGUGAGGCUCAUGGCCCCCUUCAACAUGAGGUGCAAGACGUGUGGGGAGUACAUCUACAAGGGCAAGAAGUUCAACGCCCGCAAGGAGACGGUGCAGAACGAGGCCUACCUGGGGCUGCCCAUCUUCCGCUUCUACAUCAAGUGCACACGCUGCCUGGCUGAGAUCACCUUCAAGACAGACCCUGAGAACACAGAUUACACCAUGGAGCACGGAGCCACCAGGAACUUCCAGGCAGAGAAGCUCCUGGAGGAGGAGGAGAAGAGGAUGCAGAAGGAGAGGGAAGAGGAGGAGCUCAACAAUCCCAUGAAGGUCCUGGAGAACCGGACCAAGGACUCCAAGCUGGAGAUGGAGGUCCUGGAGAACCUGCAGGAGCUGAAGGAGCUCAACCAGCGCCAGGCCAACGUGGAUUUUGAGGCCAUGCUGAAGCAGUACAAGGAGCUGGAGGAGGAGCAGAGGCGCAAGGAGCAGGAGGAGGAUGAGCAGGAGAUGAAGGCCAUGCUGGAGCAGGCCCAGAACCGGCGGCUCCUGGUGGAUUCUGACUCUGACGAGGAACCGGCCAAAGCCCGCCCCAAUCCCACGGCCCAGACCAAACCCACGGACAUCCUGCAGGAGGACCCCCAGCCCCAGAGCAAGAGGCCGAGGAUGGAGAGCUGGGAGCGCAGCGUGGGCAAGCUCAGCACCAAGGCCCAGCUGGCCGGGCUGGUGGCCCGCAGGAAGGAGAAGCCAGAUCCUGCCCUGGAAAACGGGAUGGAAACCAGAGGCACCACGGCCAGCACUGGCUCCCUUCCAGCAGCAGCAGCCACGUCCUCGCUGGGUUUGUUGGGAGCCUACUCGGACAGCGAGGACAGCGCCAGCGACUGAGCAGCCGGCGGGGCGGGGACAGCAGGGACCGAGCAGGGACGGGGCUGUCCCGGCUCCCUGCUGCUCUGGAAGCGCCGCCAGGGGCCCGGGGGUUCCCGGCCACCGCUGUGGCCACCUCCGGCCGUGCCGCAGCAGCAGCAGCAGCGCGGGGAAGGUGUUUUCCCUGCAGCAGUGUGCUGGGUCCCAGCCCUGCUCCCAGGAUGUGUUUGGAAGUGACAGGACUCUGGUGUGUCCAUUCUGGGGGUGCCACUGCCCUCACCCCCACCCAGUGACCAUGCCCAGGUUGGGUUUGGGGUGCCCUGACCCCCCCCAGCAGGAGGGGGACCUUGGAGUUGUCCUUCCCACCGGGGUGCAGGGCAAGGUGGGCGCUCAGCUCACCCUCCUUCACUUCACCAGCUGGUUCUGUCCCGGGGUGGGUCAGAUGCCACCUUUGCACGCACCCGGGGGGCUCCUGCAGCCCCUCAGUGCGGGGACAGGGCUGUCCUGCCAGCACCAGCCCCCCCAGGUGUCCCCAGGAGCUCGGGGACAAAGCCCUCCCCACCGUUCCAUCAGCCACAACUCCGGAAUAAAUGGGAUCAGGCAGAGCCAGAUCAGAGCUUCACUCCAGA
Messenger RNA from Haemorhous mexicanus (house finch), 1874 nucleotides. RefSeq names its product YJU2 splicing factor homolog (gene YJU2). The transcript is spliced from 8 exons. Gene Ontology annotation, biological process: mRNA splicing, via spliceosome. NCBI's taxonomy places the organism in Eukaryota, Metazoa, Chordata, Aves, Passeriformes, Fringillidae. The coding region runs from base 310 to 1266 and encodes 318 amino acids. The record is from RefSeq and is a predicted model, not a curated record. Gene Ontology annotation, cellular component: U2-type catalytic step 1 spliceosome.